This is a messenger RNA of Pleurotus ostreatus (oyster mushroom), 978 nucleotides long. RefSeq names its product Serine/threonine-protein phosphatase pp1. Gene Ontology annotation, molecular function: protein serine/threonine phosphatase activity. The transcript is spliced from 6 exons. Lineage: Eukaryota; Fungi; Basidiomycota; Agaricomycetes; Agaricales; Pleurotaceae. Bases 1 to 978 code for a protein of 325 amino acids. Gene Ontology annotation, cellular component: cytoplasm; nucleus. The record is from RefSeq and is a predicted model, not a curated record.
AUGGUGCCUACGCUGCCUACGCUGCCUACGCUGCCUACGCUGCCUACGCUGCCUACGCUGCCUACGCUGCCUACGCUGCCUACGCUGCCUACGCUGCCUACGGUGCUUAGAGUAACUAUGCUGCCUACGAUGCCUACGCUGCCUACACUGCCUACGCUGCCUAGAGUAACUAUGCUGCCUACGAUGCCUACGCUGCCUACGCUGCCUACGAUGCCUACGCUGCCUACGCUGCCUACGCUGCCUACGCUGCCUACGUCGCCUACGCUGCCUACGCUGCCUACGAUGCCUACGCUGCCUACGCUGCCUAUGAGGACUCUGAGCGGCCCAGUUCCUGAUUUUCGCAUCAGGGCAGAAUUCGAAGACGUCAAGGCUCUCGAAACUCGCAAUUCGGACAAGCCUCGAGGAGGCACGAGCGAGGGAGAGGACCUUGAAGCCUGGAUCUGUGCUAGGUCGGAGAGCGAUGAGGUGCAAUACGGAAGCUGCACGCGAGAAGGACAGGAGCAACGUUUCCACGAAUUGAAGGCCGUUCUGGAGGACACCGAACGCCAGCUCAAGGAUGUGCAGGCAAGCGUGGAUACCUCAGUGCUGGCAGGACCUCCCAAAUUAGCUUCGAGCAACGAUUGGAAAGUUCGGAACAACUCGUCGCACAGACAACAGUCCCGAGAGCUUGUCUCUGAUUGGUUCUACGUUCGGUGCUUCUUGAGUGCUUCUUUGAAGAAGAUCCGACAGGCGCUCACGCGAGGUGAAUCGAUGCACGCACAGCCAAUAGGAGGGCCUCAAGCGGAGGUCGUCGAAGACGGCUACGAAUUCUUCGCGAAGCGCCAUCUCGUCACUCUGUUCUCGGCCCCUAAUUAUUGCGGAGAGUUCGAUAAUGCAGGUGCUAUGGUAAGCGUAGACGAGACUCUACUGUGCUCCUUCCAGAUAUUGAAACCGGCCGGAAGAAAGCCAAAUACGCCAAAUACCCUUACGGCGGUAUGA